Dichotomopilus funicola is the source of this 3036-nucleotide messenger RNA. RefSeq lists its product as uncharacterized. Gene Ontology annotation, biological process: phosphatidic acid biosynthetic process; lipid homeostasis. The record is from RefSeq and is a predicted model, not a curated record. NCBI's taxonomy places the organism in Eukaryota, Fungi, Ascomycota, Sordariomycetes, Sordariales, Chaetomiaceae. Bases 1 to 3036 code for a protein of 1011 amino acids. The transcript has 2 exons. Gene Ontology annotation, cellular component: mitochondrion. Gene Ontology annotation, molecular function: lysophosphatidic acid acyltransferase activity; carboxylic ester hydrolase activity.
AUGGAGCACUCUUCGCUCGCGGCUGCCCCGCCCAACAUUCCUCGCAGGUCCCGAGGAGAACGUGAGCUCGGCCAGCACGUCGUCGUCGACCAGUCCUCCCCCGACCGUUCACGCCGUAGCUACCUUUCCCGUGCCAGUGCCAGUGCCGGUGCCAAGUCGAGGCGCGACCGCGACUACCACGACGUCUUCGCCGACUGGUCCUCCCGAGACCGUGAGCGGUACGCCGACCGCUACCUGCGAGACAAAAAGGAGGACGACCGAGACCGGGUCGGCCCACUUGCCCCCGCUUCGCCCGAGGUCAUCUCCUCGCUGAUCACCUCGCUGUCCACCAUCUCCCGUCCGGUCAGUAACCAUUUCGACGGCCCCGCGUACCUGAGCCCCAUUGGACCAGGCAGCCCCCUUUCCGUCUCCUUCCCCGGCUCCCCCAUCAGCGGCUCCUUCGGUGUCGACUACGGGGCCUACUCCAAGCCGUCGCUCAAUCAGCUCCGGGAAGAAGAGGAUGUGCCCCUAGAGGACUUGGCAGCCAGUCCUCCGGUCGUGCGGACCUCGAAACACCCGAGCAGCGUGUCGUCCUUGACGUCGCCCCGGUCGCCCAAGAGCCCCGGGAUCCGCCGAGACUCGUCCGGACUGAGGAGCCUCCUGUCCCGACGCAGCAGCGGCGGCUUUUCUCGCCCUUCGAGCAAAGGAUCUGUGGCAUCCGGUACCGAAAGUAUUGGCAAACUGAGCGUCGAGCGCACCCAGGAGCCCCUGUCCCCCGGAGGGUCGGACAGCCAAGGUCUGAAGAAGCAGCAGUCGUACGACAGCUGGGGGAAAUCCGCGGCCAGAAGCGCUCGCGGUCUUAUGUACAUGAGCAGCAAGGAGCGACUCCGCGAGAAAGAAGCCGAGAAGAAACGAUCGAGCGUCGGGACCCUCAACGGAAACGCCAAUCGACUGAGUUCAUCGAGCAUUGCUCCACCGCCCCAUCACGAUCCCUUGUCCGCGGACUCCAUCAUCAACGAAGAAUCCCACGCCGACUAUUCCGUCGGCCAAUACCACAACACGCCGCUGGAAGGCCCGAUCGACACGACAAAUCCGCGACUGAUACCCACCCGAGACUCGUCUCUGCGCAAGAGCAAGCGGUCGUCUGCGCGGAUCUCGCGGUCGUCGAAACGAGAUAGCGAAGGCGCGUACGGUACCAUCCCAGAGCUGGAGGAACAUCCGCAGGGCUCGCGAAGUGAUCCUGCGAAGCGACGACAGCCCAAGAACCACGGCCUGGCUCCCUUGAAUCUCGCACCGGCGUCUCCGCACGAGCAGCAUUCUGGAACAUUUGCGCCGGCCCCGACACCCCACCACCACGCGGCGACCUCCGGGCCUUCCACACCCGCCGCCGCGAUGUUUCCAGACACAGACCCAGUUGAUGAAGGUGCCCCGUCUCCAGCUGUCGCGCAGGGGCGACGCCGGGACCGGGAAGCAAGUGCCGAUUACCAACGACGGUCCGGCCGGUUGACACCAGAUCCUUUUAGCGGCUACAACAGUGACGGUGGCGGUGCAGGAGGGCCAACAGUGAAGAAGAAGCGCAGCAGCGCCAGGCUCAAGCGGCUAUCCGGGGCAGCCAGCCAGGCACCCGACAACAGCGGAGAGCUUGGCGUCGAAGUAAAAAACAAGCGACACAGCGACCAACCCACGGUUGCUUACGAGCGGCCGCAGAGCGCCGACAGCGUGGACGACGCGGUAGAGAGAUACCUGUGCAGCCCGCGGUUGACACAAAAGAUCAAGCACCCGCAGACCGGCCGGGUGAUUAGUUUUAGUGAGGUCGGCGAUCCGGACGGGAGUGCCGUGUUUUGCUGUGUCGGGAUGGGCUUGACGCGGUAUAUUACGGCGUUUUAUGACGAGCUGGCGUUGACGUUGAAGCUGAGGCUUAUUACGCCGGAUCGGCCGGGGGUGGGUGAUAGUGAGGCGUAUGCGGAUGGGACUACGACGCCGCUCAGCUGGCCUGACGACGUCUACGCGAUUUGCCAAGCGCUCAAAAUCACCAAAUUCUCCAUCCUCGCCCACUCAGCUGGCGCGAUCUAUGCCCUCGCGACGGCCCUCCGCAUGCCCCAGCACAUCCGCGGUCGGAUCCACCUCCUCGCGCCGUGGAUCCCCCCGUCCCAGAUGAACGUAGUCGGCGCGAGCGAGAAGACCCCGCUCCCACCCACCAACGCGAUCCCGACGAGUCAACGGAUAUUACGAGCGCUGCCGACGCCCAUCCUAAAAGCGGCCAACAGCAGCUUCAUGACCGCCACGAGCUCGAGCAUCACCAGCUCGCUACCGAAACAGAAGAGAACGAAACGAGACAAGAAGGGCACGACCAAGGAAAACAAGGACCAGCCGAGGGGGAUGUUCCACUCGCUGGAUAAUAACAACAAGGAGAACCUCAACGACGGCACAGCAGAUGGGAAUUACACCACAUCACGGCCUACCGACGACGACCAACUACACCAAACCCGCACUCAAGACGGAGACGUCCCAACCAACGGCUCAAUACCUAACACCAUCGGAGUAGGCCACACCCCCCAACACCGCCGCUCCAACUCCUCCCAGCAAAAACCCUUCCGCCGCACCUCCGAAGAACCCAUCUUCUCCUCCGCCGCCACCCUCGCCAGCACCCAAGCCGCCGAACGCGAACGCCAAGAACUCUACGACAACCGUCUCACCCACGCCAUCUGGCAACUCGCAACCACCGGCGCCAACCCCGCAGUCGACCUCCUCGUCUGCCUCGAACGCCGGCACACCAUCGGCUUCCGCUACGUCGACAUCACCCGCCCUGUUGUCAUCCACCACGGCAGUCGGGAUACGCGGGUUCCCGUGGAUAAUGUGCGGUGGUUGGGGAAAACGAUGCGGAGGUGUGAGGUGAGGGUGCUGGAGGGGGAGAGUCAUGGGUUGAUGGCGAGUGCGCAGGUGAUGGGGGGCGUGUUGAUGGAGAUUAGUCGGGAGUGGGAGGAGUGGUCGCGGGUUACGGGGGCGACGAAACGGGAUGGGGAACGGGUGAGGAGGAAUACGAUUGGGCAGCGGUAG